AUGAAUGAGUUGGAGGACCAAGAGUACAGCUACAAAAGAGAGUUCUCUGAAGGGUCUCUUGUUCCUUUACACCACACCCAUGAAAGUCCUAGAAUGGCAAAUCUCAUCGGUCAUGGGAUGCAUUCAGUACUGGGAUACUCCAGGAUGGAAGAAUCCCUGCGGGAGGAUGACUACCCCACUUACAGGAUUCUUCAUCCACUAACAUGUGAUCCUUUGCCUCCAGUAGCCCACUUUAGCUCAGCGUCCUAUCCUGAAUAUUUAGUGGCUCAGUCUAACCAUUAUCAGCAUGUACUAGGCCAACCGUACAGCUCCUGGCCAUCCCAGGAGGCUUUUCAUUACGCCAUGUCAUCAGGAGCUGUCACCAGUAUCAGCUCUGAUGGUGCAGAUGUUUACAGUCUGGAGGGUUAUUCUACACAUCAAGGAUUUAGACAUCAUGAUAGAAUUCAGCCCCAUGCUCUUCUUGUGUCGCCUCAUGACCAGAAGCUUCCAGCUGAGACGUCCAAUAUUUUUCAGAUGUUACAGCCAGUGCAGGUUGUGUGUGAUGUGACCGGUGGAGGGCAGGUCGUCGUGCUGAACCAUUGCAGUCCCAUUCAGAUUCACAGACUUCAUCAGGCGCUUUGCCCUUCUCAGAUUGUAGAACAGGAAGAGGAGGGGCAGACCAAAGGACAUAGACGUGUGAAGUGGGAAAAAUCAAAGCGACCUUGCAACUGCACAAAAUCUCAGUGUCUGAAACUUUAUUGUGAAUGUUUUGCGAACGGAGAUGUUUGCAACAACUGCAAAUGCUUAAACUGCUACAAUAAUACUGAACAUUACUUGGAGAGAUUCCAGGCUAUAAAGGCCUGUCUGGACAGGAAUCCAGGGGCUUUUCGGCCUAAGAUUGGCAGUAGGAAACAGGGGAAUGUGAAGGGAUGUCACACAAAAGGCUGCAACUGCAAGCAUUCAGGUUGCCUAAAGAACUACUGCGAGUGUUAUGAGUGUAAAGUGGUAAAAUAAUGCACGUCCACCUGCAAGUGUGUGGGCUGCCGAAACUAUGAGGAAAGCCCUUCGAAGAAGAGCUUUGAGCAGGACAGGCCAGACUCCAGCAUCUACUACCUGAUCAGGAGUCCUCUGGUGUGCAUCACGCCUGAUGUCGUGGAAGCCACAUGCGGCUGUCUCCUCGUCCAGGCUGAAGAGGCUGAGAAGGAAGGAUAUCAAGAAUGUGGAUUUUAUGGACGUGCACAGUGAUAUUUUUACUGAUGAGGGAG
Messenger RNA from Sinocyclocheilus grahami, 1244 nucleotides. Its product is annotated as protein lin-54 homolog. The transcript has 11 exons. The record is from RefSeq and is a predicted model, not a curated record. Lineage: Eukaryota; Metazoa; Chordata; Actinopteri; Cypriniformes; Cyprinidae. Gene Ontology annotation, cellular component: nucleus. Gene Ontology annotation, biological process: regulation of DNA-templated transcription.